Molecule: messenger RNA, 1916 nt
Organism: Beta vulgaris subsp. vulgaris (sugar beet)
Lineage: Eukaryota; Viridiplantae; Streptophyta; Magnoliopsida; Caryophyllales; Amaranthaceae
Exons: 1
Coding region: 283-1533 (416 amino acids)
Source: RefSeq, a predicted model, not a curated record
AUCAUACGACUCCUGAUGCAUAAUGUUUUUUUGCUCCUAGUAUAUAUAAUUAGUUAUUGUGAAUCUGAUCAAUUUAAGUUUUUUUUUUUUUUUUUGGAUAUUGAGGACAAUUGGUCUCACAUUUCUUCCAAAAUGUAUGUCCGAAAACAUCUGAAAAUAUCUUCUAACUAAUUUAACAAACUUCAGACAUCACAUCAGGCCCGACUAUAAAAUCCCUCCCUUUCCUUAUUCAAAACUUCACUUUCCCUCUCCCUCCAUCAUCAACCUUCAAUCCCUUUUUCAAUGGCAGACAAAAACAACUCCAACCAUCCUCUCAGCCUCAUCCUCUACCUCACUUUCUCUCUCCUCAUAUCAACUUCCAUAGCAGACCUCUCUCUCCGCAAUCUCGAAUCCGCCAUUUUCGCUCUCCAAGCUAACGGCUUCGACCUCUUCGGUAACUCCAUCGCAGUCUCUGACCUCUCCAUUCAAAUCCUUUCUCACAAAUAUAACUCAACCUCAGUAAACAAUAGCGUCGGCCGCCAUGGAUUCACCUUUCUUGCACCUCCAAACUCCGUACUCUUCUCUCUCGACAUGUCCACUGACGCCUUCACCUACGUUCACUCCCUUCGCUUCCAUGUCGUUCCUCGUCGACUCACGUUUGCGGAGCUUCGUAAUGUUUCUCUCUCCUCAAAUCCUUACCUUGAGACUCUUGCGCCAGGCCAUGUCGUCUUCGUCACUUCUUCUGGUCGCCGAUUCGUCGCCAUUGAUGGAGUUCGCGUCUCUUCUCCUGACCUUUACUUGAGGUCUGAAGUCGUCGUUCAUGGACUCGACGGAAUUCUCGUUUCCUCAAACGAAGAAUUCUUCCACCGACUUGAUUCCAUAUUCGUUCCGCCGUCGAUUCGAUCUCCUAGUCCUGCUCCUACAAUUGACGCUUUCUCGCCGCAAAUUUUAGGUUUUCCGCCGAAAACUGUUGAUUUCUCGCCGCAAAUUGUAGGUUUUCCGGCAUUUUCGCCGAAGAUUGAUGGAAUUUCGGCGCCAAUUAAUGCUUACUCGCCUGAAAUUGUAGACACUGUUCCAUUUCCAACGGAAUUUGGAGUAAUGCCGACAUUUUCACCGAAGAUUGACGGAAUUCCGGUUCCAAAUAACGUUUUCUGGCCAAGAAUUCCAGAGAAUUGGUCGCCGAUUAGUGAUUAUUCGUCGGAAAUCAGUGCGAUUCCGGUAUCUCAUGAUGUAGCAUUCACCGGAGGAAGCUUCAAUUCAAUUUCAGUUCCGCCGACUCAUGCUCAUUCUCCAUACGAUGAGAGAAUUCCUGCGCCUUCGCCGACGUUGUACUUUCUCUCUCCUACUAAGUACUCGAUUCCGCCGGUGUAUCCAGAUUGGUCGCAUUCCGAUUUUCUCUCGCCUAACAUUUGGUCGCCAAUUUGGAGUGCUCCACCACCACCGCAUACGGUUGGAGAGUGGCAGGAGAACUGGGAGAGUGCGAAUCGGAAGGCGAAGAACGAGAAGAGGGCUAAGAUGAAGCAUCACAGACAUGGUAUACACAAGAAAGCUUGAUUAGAAUGGCGGGAGAAGUUGGGAGACCUGAUGUUCUCAUUUCUCAGCAGUUCUGCUAAGUAUGAUCGUGAUUCCUGAAUCAUCAAUCUGCUGUUUACAAUGUUACUGUGGUAAAAAAAAAAAAUUGAAAUUUUGGUAGGUUGAAAAAGUUGGAGAGGUAAUAAUCCUGAAUAGGUGCAGCUAUGAUUGUUGAAGGAUUGUUGAAGGAUUGAUGAGAUUAGUGGGUGUUUAGAUUUGUGAAUUGUAAAUAUUAGUUUGAGUAAAGUGGUUUUUGAGAAGGAUUAGUGUCGUUGAUUCUGUUAACUUUGUACCGUUUUCCAGCUGAAGUAGGAAGGAUUACUUUUUCUUUGCCAAUGACCAAAUUGUUAGUAAUUUGUAAAAUG